CAGGGAGAAAAACCGGCUCUGGUUGCGAAACUUUUGUGGAGGGAGUGGUUCAGGACACAUUCCUGCCAAUUGUUUUCAGCCUUGUCUGAAUAGACUUGAAAUUGAUAGGCGAGUUGCCAAACCUGAUAUUCCCUCCGUUUUAUCUUGUUGAUCCAACCUUCUGAACUAGAGAGACAAAUGGAGCCAAUGUUUUACACAGCAUGAGGAAGUGGACACGCUAAGGCAUUGUUUCUAGCCAACCAUAGAUGGCAGCAUUAACUUGCCGAGUGUUCCUGCAAGGUGAGGGUGACCGUCGAAAUGUCCCCGUGCUGUGUGUCUCAUGUAGCCAGAGAGCAAUGAGAGUUGCCACAGUCCGGACCGACUGAGAGCGGAUGGGCCAUAAAGAUGAGCUCUGAGCCUUUGACCCGCGCUGAGGUUUUUGGACGGCUCAGGAGGGAGCUCUAUGGAGUGGAACAGUCCAGUCAUUCCAGCACGCACAUAUUCAUCAUCCUGGGAGCCUCUGGGGAUCUUGCUAAAAAGAAGAUCUAUCCAACUUUAUGGUGGUUAUUCAGAGAUGGCCUGCUCCCAGAUGACACAUACUUUGUUGGUUUUGCCCGUUCUGAGCUGACCGUGGAAGAUAUCAAGGCAGCAUGUCUGCCUCACAUGAAGGUCACCGAUGGCGACACUGAGUGUCUCUCAGCAUUUUUCAGUAAGAACUCCUACCUGAGCGGCAAAUAUGACGACGACACCUCGUUCACCCAACUCGACUGCCAUCUGUCGUCUCUGCCUGGGGGAGCUGACGCCCACAGACUCUUCUACCUGGCCCUGCCCGCCACCGUCUACCUGCAUGUCAGCACAAACAUCAGAGCUCACUGCAUGAGUCGCAGAGGCUGGAGCAGGGUAAUUGUGGAGAAGCCCUUUGGACGAGAUCUCCAGAGCUCAGAGGAGCUGUCAGCCCACCUGUCCUCCCUGUUCACAGAGGACCAGAUCUACCGCAUAGACCACUACCUGGGCAAGGAGAUGGUGCAGAACCUCAUGGUUCUCAGGUUUGGAAAUCGUAUUUUCGGACCAAUAUGGAACAGGAACAGUGUGGCCUGCGUCGUCCUCACUUUCAAAGAGCAUUUUGGCACUCAGGGCCGCGGAGGAUACUUUGAUGACUUUGGUAUUAUUCGAGAUGUCAUGCAGAAUCAUCUCCUCCAGAUACUCUGUUUGGUCGCCAUGGAGAAACCGGCUUCCACCAGCCCAGAUGAUGUGAGGGAUGAGAAGGUGAAGGUGCUGAAGUGUGUAGCUCCAGUUGUUGGGACGGAUGUGGUGCUUGGCCAGUAUUUGGGGGACCCUGAGGGCGAAGGCUACUCUAAGCUGGGUUACCGUGACGACCCAACCGUUCCCGAAGGCUCCUGCACGCCGACUUUUGCCACAGCCGUGCUUUAUGUCCAGAAUGAAAGAUGGGACGGCGUACCUUUCAUUCUCCGCUGCGGCAAAGCUUUGAAUGAACGGAAGGCAGAAGUGCGUCUGCAGUUCACUGAUGUACCAGGAGACAUUUUUGGGGAGCGCUGUCAGAGGAAUGAGCUGGUGGUCCGUGUGCAGCCGGACGAAGCUAUUUACCUGAAGAUGAUGACCAAAAGGCCCGGGAUCUACUUCAGCCCACAGGAGACUGAGCUGGACCUCACCUACCGGAGCAGAUACAAGGACGUGAAGCUCCCGGACGCUUACGAGAGGCUGAUUCUAGAUGUUUUCUGCGGAAAUCAGAUGCACUUUGUUCGCAGUGAUGAGCUGCGGGAGGCCUGGAGGAUCCUCACCCCCCUCCUCCACCAAGUAGAGGGAGAGAGGACACGACCGAUCCCUUAUACAUACGGAAGUCGUGGUCCAGACGAAGCAGAUGACCUUAUGAAGAGGGUGGGAUUCCACUAUGAGGGAACAUACAAGUGGGUGAAGCCCCACCCAACAUGAUUCAAACGAAUGAUUCGAAAAUACUAAUGGAUCACACAAAUGUAAAUCUGGAAACAACCAUAACUGUACAUUUUUAACUUUAAAAAAUCCAUCAAUAUUCACACAUUUAAUUAAAUGUUUAUAUUCUUUUAUUCAAACCUGCUCUCUGCUAUCAGCAGGCCCGUGUUAACAGCCAUCACAGCAUAAUGAAACGUAACACUACAUAGGAUUUACACUGGGACGUCUGGUCUGUAAGAACACAUGACAUGAAAGUUUACCUAAAAUGUUCUGCUUCACAUGAGAAUGAUUUUCACGUAGGUAAAAUUGUAUGAAAAAUGUAUUUAGACUAAACUUAAAUCAAGUUUCUAAAUGCAUGUUAAUCCGUAACACUGGUGCUUCCAUCACAAUGCAUGAAUGAACUUUGAUUUGAACUUUGAUUUACUUUUAAAUCUGGUGUUUUUUCAACUGCUUGCAGCACACAAUUUCUUGUGAACCAUGUCAGUCUCUGUCAGGUACUUGGCCCAGCUGGUGGCCUUCUAACUACAAACACACAUACCUUUGACAAAUAAUAGACCAUCUGUUCAUCCUGCCAGUACUCUGAGGGCCGUGGGAAGUGCAAAAAUGUGUUUUACAACUUCUCCUCUGGAGACGAUUUUAUUAGUUCCCUUAUGUGUUAUUGUAUUUGCAGUUUACUAUAACAUAUUAUGAUCUUUCAGUAUGGUACGUAACCCUAACCUUAAAAACAGUCAAAAUCAAUAGUUCCUACUGCACAAUUAUUUAUGUUGAAGCUGUUGUUGCUUUUACCAUAUUUCAAAUGUACACUAAUUUUGUCAACAAUAAAGCACAAAAUGAGUCAAGUCAA
Molecule: messenger RNA, 2770 nt
Organism: Gasterosteus aculeatus aculeatus (three-spined stickleback)
Lineage: Eukaryota; Metazoa; Chordata; Actinopteri; Perciformes; Gasterosteidae
Product: glucose-6-phosphate 1-dehydrogenase
Biological process (GO): pentose-phosphate shunt, oxidative branch; glucose metabolic process
Cellular component (GO): cytosol
Molecular function (GO): NADP binding; glucose-6-phosphate dehydrogenase activity
Source: RefSeq, a predicted model, not a curated record